Messenger RNA from Coregonus clupeaformis (lake whitefish), 2669 nucleotides. Its product is annotated as dual specificity protein phosphatase 19-like. NCBI's taxonomy places the organism in Eukaryota, Metazoa, Chordata, Actinopteri, Salmoniformes, Salmonidae. Gene Ontology annotation, molecular function: JUN kinase phosphatase activity. Bases 123 to 764 code for a protein of 213 amino acids. The transcript is spliced from 4 exons. Gene Ontology annotation, cellular component: cytoplasm. The record is from RefSeq and is a predicted model, not a curated record. Gene Ontology annotation, biological process: regulation of MAP kinase activity; protein dephosphorylation.
ACCAGGAGCUAGGCACUGUUCACAUUACAUCCAAUGGAGUAGCCUAGGCUGGUCUGACACCCUACCAAUCUAACAUAGGAUUAUUUUAGUCUCCUUUGCUUUGUUUUGAGAAGACAAAGGUGAUGCAGUCUCUUGCCCAGGAAAUCAAGACAUUUUCCAAGACCAAUUUGAGAAAGCAAUGCACCCGCGUGACGACGUUGAGUGGCAGGAGGAUUAUUGAGACAUGGAAAGGGUCGACAAUACAUGUUGUAGAGGAUCAAACUCAGCCUGAGACAGCAUGCGGCUAUGUACAGGACAACAGCUGGGACGUACAAGUUGGAGUUAUUAAACCUUAUUUACUAUUAGGCUCACAAGAUGCUGCACAUGACUUUGGCACUUUGAGAAAAUAUAAGGUGUCCCACAUAUUAAAUGUAGCCUAUGGUGUUGAAAACGCAUUUCCAGACCUGUUCAUUUAUAAAACACUGAGCAUUCUGGAUGUUCCUGAUACUGACAUAACAUCCUAUUUCCAAGAGUGCUCAAAAUUCAUAGACCAAACAAAUGCAGAGAAAGGAGUUGUGUUGGUUCACUGCAAUUCCGGAGUCUCGAGGUCGGCCUCGGUCAUCAUUGGAUACCUGAUGUCCAGGGAAGGAAAGCCUUUCGAUGACGCGUUUGCCUUGGUGAAAUCGGCCCGGCCGGCCACGUGCCCAAACCCAGGGUUUCUUGAACAGUUGAAAGGUUUCAAACCGAAAGGGGGCAUAGAAGCCAAUGGUGUGGGCUAUGCAUGAGCAACAACAGCAACACCUGCAGGGCCAGAAUAAUGCAUUUCAUAUCAGCCACUGUUUCUCACAAGGAGGCCAUUCUGAUAAAGAUCUUGGGCUGUGUCUGAAAUAUACAGUAUAGUGCGUUGGGGCCUUGGUCAAAAGUAGUGCACCAUAUAGGGAAUAGGGUGUCCUUUUGGAUCUUAAUAUGACCCCUAAUACCCAAGGGACCCCAACAUCAUGUUGAGGUGUUCAUUAGACGUCAUUUUUUCAAAAGCCCUACAAUGCCCUGUCAAUAUACACUGUGGGUCCAGUGUUAUUCAAUAGAAAAACAUCUCUGUUAUCAAUUUCUAUAACCCACAAUGGAAUUUGGCCACAAUGAAAUUUAACCCAUAAGGCCACAAUGGAAUUUAAGAAAGGUAUAAAUAUACGAUUCUCAACUUUAUGAACCAUGUCUGUGCAAAAAUUCUUAAGUUAAUUUUGAGUCUUUCCUUUUUUGUACCAAAUGUGUGAGGUUAGAAAAAACGGACUAAACUAUAAUAUUAAAUGUAGAGUUUUAAUUGUAUUAACUUCAAUCUUGGUUUAAGAAAUAUUAUGGACAUCCUUACUUUGUCUUAAUAUAUUAUUUAUUGUAUGUUGGGAUGUUAUCUACGGCAAGGGAUUUCAAACUUUUCUUGCCCAGGGGCCCCCGCCCAGGCAAACCGGCAACCCCGGGACCCCCAUCAUUUUUUAGCAAAAAUAAAUAAAUAAUUGAUUGUCUUGUCAAUCAAUGUUAAUCAUUUUUAAAAUGAAUAGAUUUGGUACUGUUUCAUAAUUUUGACCUCCCUACAGUUUAUUGGAAGCGUAAACUCUAACAUAGACUAUUAGCUAGAAAGGUAUCUUGGCAGCAGAGAGAAAAUGUUGCUGUUGUAAAGCUAAUUUUCUGCAAUUCUACAUAUUUUUCCAUUGAGUUGAGAGAACAUUUAGCAGAUUUGAAGAUAAUUUCCAACAAUUCUAUGCAUUUUGCCGUGGCUAACGCUGUAUUCCUCUGCUCAAACAUUAUUAAAUCAAUGUGCAUGUGCCCUGGAAUUUUCGAUUCUCCCUGACUGUCUAGCUUUUAUUUGAUUGUUAGUUCUCAAAGCUGGUAUUACUUCAAACUAUACAUAGUUCAAUAUCUUUUCUGCAUGCUUUCUAUCUGGUUUUGAUAGUUUAAGUUGAAACUGUUUUCCAACCCACCUAAGAAUUUUCUAUACAAAAAACCUGGUAAUUAGCUCCAUAUUAAAGGGAUAGUUCGAGAUUUUGGCAAUGAAGCCAUUUAUCUACUUCCCCAGAGUCAGAUGGUAGCAUACAAGCUAGCAUGCUAAUUGGUUCCUGUAGACUUCCAGUCAUUGUGCUAACGGUAGUUAGCAUUGGCUCGUGAAAUUACCUCUAACGUCCUUCAUACUGGACGCAGAGAUUUAACAAUAGUAUCCACGAUGGCCUCGGACCCAAGUUUGAAAACCCCUGAUCUAUGCGAUGUUGAAUAAGCUAAGAGAAGUAAUCUACUGAAGGCAAUAUUUUAAAUGUUAUAAUCUACUUCCAUGAUUUUGUAACAGACAUGUAUUCUUUUUGAUGUUAUUAUCUUUAGUUUAAAAUGUGGUUUUUUUAUUGCAAAAAAAAUAUUACUAUGAUUGUGGGUGUUUGAAAUAUGUUGUUUAUUAAUGUUUUAUAUGAACAUGUUUGAAUGCAAAAUAAAAUGUUAUGAACUCUUGUUCUAGAAUGUAAACAUAUAAUUAUUCUAGUUAAUUAUUCUUCCAUACACAAUGUAGGCUAGGCUACUGCUAACAUUUCCACCAUAAUAUAUGUUUCGGGAACUAGUAUGAAUUGCGUUGUUAAGAACCUAUGUUGAUUAAUGCAUAAAUCCACCCUUUUGAUCAAUGUGUGUGUGUGUGUGUGUGUGUAUUCAGAAUAUGU